This is a messenger RNA of Erpetoichthys calabaricus (reedfish), 1144 nucleotides long. RefSeq lists its product as uncharacterized. The record is from RefSeq and is a predicted model, not a curated record. The coding region runs from base 221 to 1081 and encodes 286 amino acids. The transcript has 2 exons. NCBI's taxonomy places the organism in Eukaryota, Metazoa, Chordata, Cladistia, Polypteriformes, Polypteridae.
UACCGAAAAGGGGACUCAAGAAAUCUCUGUCAAAAAGACUGUUAAUGAUACAUGUGCAUUUUUAAAGCCUUGUGUAUUCUGCAAUGGCCAGCAUACUCUUGCUGAAUGUAGUAAAAUCAGAGAACGGCCACAUAAAGAAAGAAUUGACUUUUUAAAAUCUAAAGGUUUAUGUUUUCGCUGUCUCAAACAGGGGCACCUUGGUAAGAACUGUAAAGAAAGAAUGAAAUGUCAGACAUGUUCUUUUCAGCACCCAGACAUCCUGCAUAUCAAAAAAGAGAGUGGAGCAACAUCUAAGGCUACAGCCAGUGUGGCAACAUCUACUGAAAGGAAGACAGAGACUGGAAUUUGUACCUUCACUGGGGCCAGUGAAGAAUGCACACUGCAGGUAGUUCCUGUUAAGGUAAAAUCUAAGAAAAGUGAAAGGUAUGUAGAAACAUACACCAUUAUAGACCUCGGCAGUACAGUAACAAUUUGCACUGAGAGGCUCCAGAGACAAUUAAGUCUUCAGGGGAGAAGAACACAAGUAUUCCUCAAAACAAUGAGUAAUUAUGAUGAUGAUUCAAAGAUGCUAACCCAAUGUUCUGUCUUAUCAGAUUUACAAGUCUAUGGUCUCAAUGAUGUUGAAUAUAUUGAUUUGCCAAAGGUCUUUACACAGGUCUCCAUUCCAGUGAACAGAGAAAGUAUUCCACUACAAGAAGAUAUCGAUAAGUGGGCAUAUCUUAAAGAGGUACGUCUAUCUCAUAUUGACUCUGAAGUUGAUCUUUUAAUAGGAAUCAACUACCCAGAAAUCUUCAAGCAGUCACGCAUCAUACCUAGCCAAGGAGGUGGACCUCAUGCUAUGAAGACUGCACUUGGAUGGGUGGUUGGUGGACCAUACAAAGAGAUAGAUGACCUCACAAAACAAAGUGGUAAGCUGCCCAAACAUUCAAUCAAUCGUGUGUCAAUAACAGAGAUUGAAGAUAUGUUGCUGCAACAGUAUAACACAGAUUUUCCAGAGCGCAGCUGUCACAGGAGGACAUCAAUUAAAAUCAUGCGCUCAGACAAUGGAACAAAUUUCGUUGGAGCAGAAAGAGAGCUAUGAGAAGCUACUAAAAACUUGGAACAUGAAAAAAUCGGCAAUGCUAUGAUACAGGAAGAAAUCAAA